This is a messenger RNA of Myotis brandtii (Brandt's bat), 7390 nucleotides long. RefSeq names its product elongator acetyltransferase complex subunit 4 (gene ELP4). The transcript has 10 exons. The coding region runs from base 80 to 1354 and encodes 424 amino acids. Gene Ontology annotation, cellular component: cytoplasm; elongator holoenzyme complex; transcription elongation factor complex. NCBI's taxonomy places the organism in Eukaryota, Metazoa, Chordata, Mammalia, Chiroptera, Vespertilionidae. Gene Ontology annotation, biological process: tRNA wobble uridine modification. The record is from RefSeq and is a predicted model, not a curated record.
GGGAGUUGGGGGCUGGCGCUGACUGGCCGGCUACGGGAGUUCCCAGAGUUCCUAUUGGGUCUACGCGGGAAGCGCCAAGAUGGCGGCAGAGGGAGCCAGCGGCCCCGGCGCCUGGAGUCCUGGAUCUGUGGCGGCGGCAGCCAGCAAACACAACGUCACCAGUUUCCAGAGAAGGGGUCCGAGAGCCAGCGGCACCGAGAGCGGCGGCUGUCGACUGGUGUCCAUCGCAGGCACACGGCCGUCGGUGCGGAACGGACAGCUGCUGGUAUCAACCGGGCUCCCAGCCCUGGACCAGCUCUUAGGUGGAGGUUUGGCUGUUGGAACAGUUCUUCUUAUUGAAGAGGAUAAAUAUAAUACUUAUUCUCCUUUGCUCUUCAAGUAUUUCCUGGCAGAAGGAAUCGUCGCUGGGCAUACUUCAUUGGUCGCAUCUGCAAAAGAAGAACCUGCUGAUAUAUUACAGGGACUUCCUGCACCAUUACUUGAUGAUAAUUGUAAAAAAGAACUUGGUGAAGAUGUACAUAAUGAUGAAACAUCAGAAUUUAACAAUAAGAUGAAAAUAGCUUGGCGUUAUCAGCUGUUACCUAAGAUGGAGGCUGGACCAGUAUCAUCUUCAAAAUUUGGUCACUAUUAUGAUGCAUCAAAAAAAAUACCACGAGAAUUAAUAGAGGCUUCAAAAUGGCAUGGAUUUUUUCUUCCAGAAAAAAUAUCUUCAACUCUUAAUGAAGAACCCUGUUCUUUGACCCCUGGCUACAUAAAGCUGCUUCAGUUUAUUCAGAAAAUCAUUUAUGAGGAAGGAUUUGAUGGAUCCAAUCCCCAGAAAAAACAGAAAAACAUUUUACGAAUAGCAAUCCAGAGUCUUGGUUCACCUUUGUGGGGAGAUGAUGUCUGCUGUACAGAAAACUGUGACAACAGUCACAGCCUUACAAAAUUCCUCUACGUUCUCCGUGGUCUUCUGCGCACCUCUCUUUCAGCCUGCCUCAUCACUGUGCCAACACAUCUCAUCCAGAAUAAAGCAAUUAUUGCUCGUAUUACAAACUUGUCAGAUACAGUCAUUCAUCUGGAGUCGUUUAUUGGUUCUAACAGAGAAACCAACCCAUUAUAUAAGGAUUAUCAUGGUUUGAUUCACAUACGUCAGAUUCCUCGGCUUAAUAACUUGAUGUGUGAUGUGUCAGAUGUCAAAGACUUAGCUUUUAAAUUGAAAAGAAAGCUAUUCAUCAUUGAGCGACUGCAUUUGCCUCCAGACUUGUCAGACACAGUGAGCCGCUCAAGCAAACCGGAUCUGGCAGACUCCACCAAGCUGCUGGGCCCAGGCUGUGGCAUGAUGGCCGGAGGCAAGAAGCACCUGGACUUCUAGAUGCCUCCCUAGUUGUUGCACGCAGAAUUAUGACACUCUAAUUAUGAGUGCUAAGAGCUUAUGUAAAUAUUUUUCUUAACGAUCUGACCCUCCAAUUCUUGAAAAACACAGGAUUGCAAAAUGAUGCCCCCAGUCUUCAUUUUUUUAAACCAAAUUUUUGUACAGAAAUAAUACAGAAGAAAUACUUUCAUUUUAAAAAUGUGUUUUAUGCUACCUCUAAGGAAAAUAGGCACUUUUAUUUUUAAAUAAAAUGUCAAAAGUUCAAGAUGCCACACAGUGGUCAUGGCUGUAUAUUUAUUAAGGCACUUAGCUCAUGGUAAAGUGCGAGUCACAGAGGGGGUAGUGUAUAAAGCAUUCUGAAAUUCAAAAUUGUGUAUGAAAAACAUAUUUUCUCUUUCUUAAAAAGUCACUUGCCACCAAAAAUGCUAAGCUUUAUAAAACAUUGAAAAAUGUGUUUGCUAAUAUAUGAAGACCAAUAAUAAAAUGAAUUUGCAUUUAUGCAUCCUAUGAUUAAAUUGAUGAAGACAAAAUAAUAUUUUGGGAUUAAGCUCCAUUAAAGGUAAUUAGUCUGCUGUAGUAGUUAAUGAAUAUAAAGGACUUGAGUGCUAGAAAGCAUAGAGAAAGAAGUUGAUGGUCUUCUAUUUAGUAAUCUUAAACAAUUGAAGUCAGCACUACGAAAUUAUGUCAACACACAUAAUUUGGGAUUGAAAUUCAAACUGACAGCUACAUUCAUGCUAGAAAACUGGGGAAAACAUGUAUGGAAGCUUGGUGAGGGAUUUUUACAGAACAUAGGGCUGAGACAAAGCAGAAAACGAGCUGAGUGCAUUAGGUAAACUCAUUGUUAAUUUUGAACAUUGGGUACUUACAUUUAUAACCAUAUAGACAUGUAUUUGGGGUUUAUAGCAUACUGAACCAGUUUUCAUAUGAAACACUAGGAUUUUGAAUCAUAAUUCUACACUCUCACAGCUUUUGAUAAAUAGUAGACCAAAAAAAUUUGUUAAGUAAUUUGCAUAUGUAAGUAAAAAGUUUCAAUUUUUUAAAGCUAUUUAAAGCUGUUACCACCUAAAUUUCCAAAAUACAUUUUCAAAUAUGUUAGAGUAUUUUGAAGCAGUUUUAUAACUAGCAUUUUAAGUAGUUUGCUUUUAAUAUACCACAAAUUACACUUUAUUUGUUCUUGACAACAUUGUAGAAAACAAAGACUAGGUUUUUAAACUGUCUAACCAAUCUGAUGAAUGUCAGUCACUUAAAAAAAAACCCACUGUAGCAUAAACACACACUGUAUACAGCUUUUAUUCAGAAUUAGAAUAAUUGAAUCAAUGACAGUGAUUCGCCAGGAUGUCAAAUCUCUCCAUCAGAUCCUGUCACUACCAGUUUAUUUUUUGUGAUCAAAAUCAAAAAGACAACUAUUUUGUCACCCACUAUUUCAUUAGUACUAAAAAUCAGAUUUCUUUUUUCCUUUUUUUUUUAGAAUGUCUGGUUUAUUUUUUUUUUCACUUCUUUUAAUUCAAGAGACACAAAUUCUUUCCCAUUUUCAUUUCAAAAUAAAGUUUCAGAAUUGAUCUGUCAGUUAAAAUUAGAGGGCUUUUUAUAUUAAGCAAAGGUGCUUUUAAAAUUUAAAGCAACUUCAGAAACUCAAUUUAGUCCAUAGAUAAUAAAGCAUGUGCAGUUACUCCCCAAAAGCUUUGCUAUAUCCUUUGAAAGCAUUAUGAACAAUCUGAAUAAAUUCAAAUGACUAUUUUAGUCUGGUUAUUAUUUUAAUAACUCUAACCUUUUUCUUACCGUGUUGUGACUCAUUUAUGCAAACACACAACGGAACAAUUACAUAGCAUUGGACUCUGAAAAAAAAAAAGUGAGGUCAUCAGAUAUGUAAAUUGCUUGUCAAAAAUACUUAAUAGGUCAUUGAUUUACUACCCUGGCUACCAUGUCUAUAAAAUUAGCAGCCAAUUACUAGUUAAUGUAUGCUUUGCAAACAGAUAAAUGCUAUAAAAAUUGAGCAUAUUUGAUCCCAACUUAUUUUAAAUAUAAAAGAAACUUUUCAAACUAAGUAAAACUGCAUUUUGAACAAUAGUACUUGGGCCUUCCAAAAAUUAGAUGCAAGUGUUUGGUUGUUCUGAUUCACUAGGCAGGCUUUGUAAAAAUUAGCUACUGAAGAGGGAUGUAUAUUUUUGUUUUCCUCUGAUAAAAAUGUAUUUUCCUUCUGGAAGCAUUAUCCAAUUAGCCAUAUGUUAAUAAUUUACUACAUAAAAAUAUCACUGAUGCUACCAUAGGUAUAUGGACCAUUUUUGAUACAUUAUGAAAUAUACAUUCUAUAAACAGAUUUUUUCAGUUAUCAACUUGUCUCAAAUACUUAUCUAACAAUGGCAAGCAGAGUUUUUUUUAAAUGUUUCUAAAACUUCAAAACCCUCUCUGGUAUUCAUUUCUUACGCUAGAUUUGCCUUUUUUUUGGUGAGGUAAAUAUUUUGACCACUGCAGUCUGCUCAGAUCCUGGGGUUCUAAGACCUUAGGAAUUACUUUCUGGUAACCACCAAUUUCCACUUUUCUCUUUCUCUCUUCCAUUUAUUCUUUAUUUGUACCUCCAGGAUCUGCGAUUACUAACACUACACAAAAUAAAACUACUUCAAAAGAAGCAACACUUGGCAAUCGAUUCCCUGUCUUUCUUUUAAUUUUAAAGAAUCAGACACAGGCAUCCACAUACAAAAGGAAAAUGGGGGUGGGGUGGCCCCUAUUCAUUUGUUUAAGUCCAUUAUGAAUGUCAUUUCUAAAACAUCAUGUUAAUGCCUUCCAUAGAUAGUCACCAUCAACACCAUCAAAUUUAAGCAAGACUAACUUUAAAUACUUGCACUCUGAACUUUAAAACUGAGCAGAAGUGAUGCAAAAAAAAAACCACACACACACACACACAAAAAAAAAGGUGAGGUUUAUUCUAGAGAAACAAACAAAGGAAGAAUUUGUGUUUGGUCUUGGUGAGCCAGACAGUCAAAGAAGAGCCUUCUUUUUAUAAUCUUGUUCAUGUGAAGGCCUAGGGAAAACCAAGAAGCAGAAGAAUAUAGACACCACCCUAAGAUGACAAAAAUUCACAAAAAAAAAAAAAAUGCUGAAUCUUAACAAAUACUGUAUCUCAGGAAACUGGUUAUGAUUUUUUUUUUUUUUUAAGCAGGAGGAGAUGAGUAUGUGCGCCAUAUCAAGAAAAGUCAGUGGGUCACCAUGUAAGAGUCAGGAGGUACAGCUUUGGAGGGAAAAUAUUCUGGAAAUUUCUUGUAGUAAAAAAGAAUUUUUUUACUCAGUAACCUGAAUGUUUCUUACUCAAACAUUCACCUCUGACUCUGUUCACCUGGUCUCCCUAAGCCAGCCAAGUUUGAAGGAAAAGCAUAAGCUGUUAAUCGUGUGGUUCUACUGAGGACACCCCCAAAUACCAGGCCACCGUCCUAGAAGAUGGUGUCAAAGCUUCCCUGCGGAGUUCCCACUAAUACAUACAUACAUACGCCUAACUGUAAAUAAAGUUUCAACAAUAAGUCGAAGGCAGCCUCCUGGGCAUUGCUUCCACACAGUGCUGGCCAUGCUGUCCCCAGGAGGGUGCCCAGAGCUGCAUUCAGGGUACCACUCAUCUCCCCAGGGUGAGAGCAGAAGGCAGGGCAGCCUUGCAUCCUGCUGGAUCAGAGGGCUUCUGCAGCUGAGCAGCCGCUUCUUCCAACUCAGCCAGGCCGUGCCACUGUGCCCUGGAAAUCUAGUCCCUCAGAGGUCACGGGCCCAAGUGCACACGCACCGACUCUCCACUCCCCCAGCACUCCCCUUCUCCCGUUCCCAGCUCCUGCACCCAAGGGCCACCAGUUCUCCUAAGUCUAUACUCUACACAACAGAGCCAUGGGCCAGAACUGGUUGCCUAACCCUGGCCCAAAUCAUAGCCAGUUGGAAAUGGUCCCCCUUCUUCCAGGGAAGAAGCCAGGCAGCAGCUGCAGCACACACCACACGUAGCCCUUCCGACAGUUCCCUGGAUACAUGUCCCUCUGGGAAUGUAGGCUGUGAAAUGUCAGGAGAUAGAAAUACCUGCAUGGGCAACUGUACCAACAGUGCAUAUGUCUGCACAUGCCACUGCAGAAGUGUGCAAGCAUGCAGUGCAGACUGACAUUGAAUCAAACUACACACACACAUGAAAAAGCUACAAUCAACCUAGAAAGGUGUCUCUAAAUGCACAGCAACUCUGGUGGAAUAAAAGCAUUAACACAUAGCAUGCCAGAGAGAUGAAUCACAAUGAUCUGUUCACAAGUGACUCCUUAACGAGAAAAUAGGAGAUGUGGAGGUAGAAGAUUGUUUUUUUAAAGCCUCCAAUUAAUUUCUAUAUUUCUGAUAAUUUGCUUUUGGGGGUUCAAAACAUAACAAAUAAAAAGCACAGUACAAUUCAGUGGAAGUGGGUCUUUGUCCCCAGAGGUUUCUGCCUGUGCAAGCAUUUAAUCUAGACUGCCGGGCCCCCAGCCUUUGAUGGAAGUUUGCAGAAGGAAACAUCUAUAUUGACUUAUGUGUUGCACAGAACAUACAGAAAUAAAAGUCUCAGACAGGUUUUCAAAACAACAAAGGCUUAUUUUCUUCCAUCCUUUGCUUGGGCUCAAGCACUCCUGCCCUGCGUGCCGCCACUUUAAACAUGAUCAGAUCUGUGCUUCAUUGCAAAUAACAACUGACCAACAAUGGGCCCUGCUUCAUAGAUUUGGGAAUGUUUGGCUUAAGCUGCCAAUGACUGAAGGCCUUUAACUCCCACCGGCCAGUCACAGUCUGCUUUGUUGUUGUCUGUUGAUGUGUCUGUGCUCAUUAUUCCUUGACAUGCAACAUCCCCCCUCCACCCUCCAACCAUCCACAACCGCACAGAAAGGGAGAUUCAAAUGGGAACAGCUGUAGUGGUUCAAUGGGGAAUGAUGCCUCUGUGCAAAGGGGAGGGAGAGAGAAAAGGGAGAAAGGCAACAGCUUUCAGAGAGUCUUGUAUAAGAAAUCUACUUUUGAAUAUACUUCAGUGAAAUCGCUGUUGAAAUAGGCUGACAAUGGAAAUCUGCCCAGAUUGAAAAUGCCAGCCCUAAUUCAAAAGACAAUUCUUAGUUAAUAGCUUGUUGCAUUUUUAAAAUUAUUUCUAGACUUUGAGCUUUUGGAUGAAAUGGCUAGCUGGAAAAUGUUUCCAUUUAGUAUGUGUGUUGUGGGCAUAAAUGGGCACAGAUCUACAUGCAGCUUCAAAUAGAAUUUUUCUAACACAUUUCUGAUUUAUGAUAUCUUUAAGAAUUAUUUCUUUAAGGAUCAUCGGGUUUUAAAAUAGAGAAUGUAUGAAAGUAACCAUUGGUUUAGAAUGUUACUCCAACAUGGGAACAAAAUUUGUAACACCACACUGUAAGGUUAAAAAGAAAAUAGUAUAAUAAAGGAAAUACAAAGGCUUUGGCAUGGUUUUUACAAUCAACAAUGGUUAAUUUUGAUAUGUAGUUGUGAACAACUUCAAAACACUUAAGUUUAAAACUCUUGCAAGCACUUUUAAUUGAUUAGGAAUGAAUUCUAGAUGCACAAAAUGAUUGGACUGUGAACAGUAAUACAACUAUAUCUAAGAACAAUAAACUUUUGCUGGCCAAAAAAGAAACGCGUGAUUGCAUGAAAAUGUGUAUAAAACAUCUAUAGAGUAUUCUUGUCAAAUAUAAAUGAAAUUAACUUUAUUAUAGAAAUCAUUCUGAGGAUUUCUAGGGAAGACAAAUACUUACAUUUUGACAUAAAACAAAUUGGAUUAUAUCGAAGACACACUCUACCUUUUAGCUAUCAACUUUUUUCUUCCUUGAAUUUAUAUCUUACCCUUUUUUGCACAUAAACUUCAUCUGUUAACAACCUUUGGAAAACCAACAGAUAUUUCUUACAUAAAUCUAGUGCAUGUUGUUCCAGGUUUAAUUAUAUGCAAAGGAAUGAUUCAAACUUGGAACCUCAGUCCAUAAACUAUGAACAGAUGGGUAGAAGUAGUCGAUAUAUCUUGAUAAAAUUCUUAAAUUCAUGGCAAAGCUUGUUGAUCAUGGUUUCCUUUUU